Molecule: messenger RNA, 1205 nt
Organism: Manihot esculenta (cassava)
Lineage: Eukaryota; Viridiplantae; Streptophyta; Magnoliopsida; Malpighiales; Euphorbiaceae
Product: protein LURP-one-related 8
Exons: 2
Coding region: 102-767 (221 amino acids)
Source: RefSeq, a predicted model, not a curated record
CUUGACUUUAGCACCACCAAUUCUCUAUCAACAAUAGAAAAUUUUCUCUCCUUCUCCUUCUCCUUCUUCUUUCCCCUCAAAUUUUGAGGCUAGAAACAGUAAUGAUGACGAAGGUACAUCCUAACUUCGCUGCUACGGUCACAGACACCGUUGCCAUCAAAGAAACGACGAUCAAGUCAUAUGCUAAUUUAAACGCAGAUGAUGUUACGUUAACUGUUUGGAAGAAGUCUUUGCUUUUCAACUGUAAUGGAUUUACUGUGUAUGAUGCCAAAGGAAACCUUGUUUUUAGGGUAGAUAAUUACAUGGCUGGUUCCGGUACUAAUGGUGAAAUCGUUCUCAUGGAUGCUGGCGGCAAGUCUCUCCUCACCAUUCGCCGCAAGAGACUGAGUCUGACAGAUAAUUGGCUAGUGUAUGAUGGAGAAACAGUGGUGAAUCCUCUCUUCUCGGUGAAGAAGCACAUGAACAUCCUUAACAAUAAGUGUUUAGCUCAUGUAAGCUCAGGUACAACUAGUAAUAAAAUCGCUAAUGGAAAGAACAUAGUGUAUGAAAUAGAAGGAUCCUACACACAACGGAGCUGUGCAGUGUAUGAUGAGAAAAGGAGAAUGGUGGCAGAAAUCAAGCAGAAAGAGGCAGUUGGAGGAGUGGCGUUUGGUAUUGACGUGUUUCGGCUUAUUGUAGGGCCACAAAUGGACACAUCGAUAGCCAUGGCUAUCGUUAUCCUCCUUGACCAGAUGUUCGGUUCUUCUAAACGCUUUUCCACAUAUUAGAUGCAAAUAUAAAUCAAAAUGAGUUAGUAUAGUGAAUAGAUCCUUACAUCGCUGAGGAUCACUAUAGGAAUCAAGAACUCGUAGCAGCACCAAGUCUGCUGCCAACCCUACAUCCAUUACCAUUAGAAGUCCUUUUUAUGCAAAUUCUCAAAUCCCCAUUUUCUAUCUUUUUUUUCUUACUUUUAUGGGGUAUUUAGCUUGGUUUUUUCCUUUUAAAUAAAAAACCAAGUUAUAAGUAGAGAUGUACAUGCAUUUUUAUCUUCAACAAAACAAAAAUUUUCUUUUACUUUUUUCAGUUUUUUAGGGGCUGGAGUGUGUGGAGUCUCUUUUCGUUUGAUGUAAUGUAAUGCUAUUUUCUCUUUGUAGAAAUUCAAAAUAAAAUUGGAUUGAUUUCCAAUGAGACUUGAUUUAAUAAAAAAAAGUUAGUUUAGAAUAUUA